This is a messenger RNA of Pseudo-nitzschia multistriata, 2969 nucleotides long. NCBI's taxonomy places the organism in Eukaryota, Bacillariophyta, Bacillariophyceae, Bacillariales, Bacillariaceae. The record is from the annotation of a GenBank genome assembly.
GAACGCCGUAUUUUCUGUUGCGUCUCGUAAGUUUCUGAUGAACUCCGCGAGUUGAUCAAUGACAAAAACCACAAAUCAUUACCUUGCAUGCACAUACAUAGGCGAAAUCGAGCUCCGCAUGUAGCAUAUGGCAAGAUCACCAUUGAUCUAGAACAUGUCGACACCUUCAAACGGUCGAGAUUUUUAACUCGGACCCUAUCGGCACUCACGUCGUUGAGCCUUGUGCAAUUGUGGUCAAACUGAUACACCAAUCAGUGGCUGUAUCGAACAUUAAUGCAAAAUCGUGAACAAAAUCCUGAAAGUUGUAAUGAGAGAAAGACCAAGUCUAAGGGGCAGAGGCACCGGGCCUAACCACAUCGGUCUAGCGCAAAGAUUCCCAUAUUUUUCUCUACAACAUGACAGGAAGUGCGCUUGUAGAUCAAAGUUGAUAUCGAUGACUUUUUGAAUUGACUUGAUCCAUCCUAUCGAUGUUUCAAUCGUCCAUCGAACAACCAUGACACAAAAAAGACUAAGAUAUGGGUUGCAAUGACGAACCGUUAUCCUGGAUCGUUUACCACGAGGAUCAGAUGCCAAAACCUCAGGAACUCCUAUUUCAUUUCUUUGUUUCCAAACUUUUCAACCUUCCAGAUCCCCAUCAUAAUGUUUAAUGUCUUUCGGGCCUCCAAACUGAUUGUAUGAUACAACAGCACGGAUGCGGAAAUUGUCCAGUAAGAAUGUGGUAACUCAUGUUUCGUUCAGAUUAAGAUCAAUGGAAAAGUCGAUAGCUUAUCAAAAUCACGGAAAGAGGCAAGACCCGAUGUUGUCAUCGAUAGUCAAGGAGGCUACAUCCGACACCCUCGGUGAUUCGAUGACAAGAUUACUCGAACAAAACGGAUUAAUGGCAAAUAUCCCACCCAACUCGCAACGAAUAUUUGUCAUGCACUGAUUAUUGACCGAGGCCGUCAGAUCACGGUGCAAGUUAUGCAUCUCUAGUUCUUUCCAUUGAAUGGAUAGGCGUUAUCAUCUCCGUUGCGCCAAUUAGAAAAAACACGAUUUGCAUCGGUCAUUGAAAGACACCGGGUUUGCUGGCUUCCGCUGGACCUUGCUCGUGACGCCGGUCCCCAACACACAUCAAACCCAACGACCAUGUUCAGAACGCGUGGCGUUGUAGUCAUCGCGCUCUUUGCUCUUUGUGUACUUCAGAAAGUUAGUUGUUGACACAUAGUUGUGUAGAUCAGGAGGGACUACCAUUCUUGCCACAAAUCAGUCUAAUUCGUCAUACUGCGCUUGUGUAUCCGACAGGAAUUAAUGGCGCGAUACGGUACAUUACCAGGUACCAAAAGAUCCAAGAGAGCAUGAGGAUGGCGGACGUUCAGAUUCAGACUGCGGGUUGAGAACAAUAAAUGAAAGAGAGAAAUUGAGUUCGUAUCCAUUCUGAUCUUGAAUGGGCAAUACAAUUAAUUUUCAAAACAGAUAUAAGCUCUUUCAUAUUAUAUAUUUGAUUGCGUCUCAAGAAUUUCUUCUCUAUUUUAUCGAGUAGAGAACAUUUCCAUUUUUUGAAUUCUAUCUGGGGCUUGAUUAUUGGUUGGGUUGCACACUUGAUCCUGAGGUGGCUGUUCCACUCCGAGACAGAUGGAUCGUGGGACAAGAAAUAUGCUGUACAUACGAGUAGAAGGUAAUGGCAUAGCACCAGUGUUGUACAUAUUUUGAAAGCAACAUCAACAACAUUUUCCUCUUUGCAAACGGUUGACGCAGUUGACCAUGGUAUUGUCAUUGGCGUCGUCAUUGACGUCAUCCUUGGCGACGUCAAAGGCAGCGUCAAGGAAUGCGUCAAAGGGGAAGCAAGGCGACUUGCUUCCAAUCCUGAUAAUUCCAGGAUUAAUGAGCAGCGGAUUGGAAAUCGAAGAAUCGAAAAUCAAACCAGAAUGGGAGGGUGAACGACUCUGGCUGAACCUCGCCUCGAUCGGAAUUUCCGCGAUGUAUUUUGGAAAGGCGCAAUUUAGAAAACCAUACGACAUCAUCGACAGCGAUGACGAGAGCGACAGCGAAGAGGAGGAAGAAGAAGUAGCCGAAGAACAUCGACAAGCAAAUUUCAAAAGUGCUUGGUUGAAACACAUAGUGCUAUCCCCCGAUAAAGAGUCAGAUCCACCCGGUGUCAAAAUCCGUCCCAUCGAUGGACUGGAGGGAGUGGCCUACUUGGCUCCCGGUGCUCUCACAAGCCAAUUGACCUAUGUUUUUGGACCUGUUAUUGAUAUCUUAAAAGAGGCCGGAUAUAAUUCGGAGGGCGGAAACACAAAUCUAAUGGCAUCUACAUACGAUUGGCGGUUGGCACCUCGCACUUUGCAAAAACGCUCCAAAUAUUUUACGCGAACAAUGGAAUCUAUUGAAAAGCUGUACUAUACCAACGGAUCGACCCCGGUGGUUCUUCUCUGCCACUCACUAGGCUGCAAAAUUGCCCAUUAUCUGUUAAACUAUGCGUUGGAUAAAAAGGGUCAAGGGUGGAUCGAUAAAUACAUUCACACAUAUAUGGUACGUGCUGCAAAGCGAUUGUAUCAUUUUGAAGAGCAUCAUUGCCGAAGGUUUUGCCACUCUUAAAGUUUACUCACGUCUUUCUUUUCUUCUACAAUACAUCCGACAAAAAGCCUGUUGGAGGUCCACACCGUGAGUCUCCGCAGCCGCACCAUGCAUUUAAUGUCCCGUCUAUGCAUGAAACGAAACUCAAUGUCCUGUUUGUCCUGUACCUUUUCCCUCACCAUUGAAUUCUCUUUCCUAUUCUUUUGCGGCAGUCGGUGCACCCAAAGCAAUGCGGGGACUCAUCUCCGGGACCAAGAUGAGUUUGGAUACGUUCUUGAGCGACGAAGAAGCCCUUUCUUUGUCUCGUUCUAUUGGCUCGGGAGCUUGGAUGAUACCCUCGGAGUUGCCAGACGGCGUUCCCGCCGCUAAUUAUAUCUCGCCACACGGUGUAUUGGAAAUAACAUUUGCCCAUGCUC